GGCGGGCGGUGCCCCGCGGCGCAGGCCCGGGCCGGCAGGGGGCGCCGGCCGGCGGAAGCGGCGCAAGCGGAAGCGGUGCCGUUUCCAGGUAACGGCGGCGCUGCCGGGGCCGGUUCCGGUGGCGGGGCCGGUUCCGGGGCGAUGAGCGGCGGGGCCGGGCGGCGGCGGCUGGUGCUACACGUGGACCUGAACAACACGGUGGUGGCAGCGGACGCGGUGUCGGGGCAGGGCCCGCGGGCGGCGCUCAACACCUUCCUCAGCACCGUCACCUGGGGCCGCGCCGGGGCCGCCGGAGAGUGGCAGUGGGCGAGCGACCGGCCCUCCCUGCGCCCCCCGUGUCCCGACUCCUUCAGCUACUACAGCCGCCACGGCCGGGACCCCGCUUUCACCGAGGCCGGCCCGGGCCGGUGCUUCGGCGGCCUCCACGCCCACCACCUGCAGCUGCUGGAGUGGCCGGGCCGGCAGCACGACGUGUUCUCGGUACAGGGGGAACCGAGCAAGCGCUACCACCUGAUCCUGCCCGCCUUCUUCCGCCUCCUGGACACCCUGCACCGGGAGGGGAGAGCAUUCGCCGUCGUCUUCAGGACCUUCGGCACAGACCUGCCCCGUGCCCUCCGGGCCGUUAGCUGUGCCCUGGCCGGGCAGCACCCCCAGUUCCCUGCCCUGCGGGAUGUGGCGCUCCCUGUGGACCUCACCCCUGGCCAGAUACGCUGUAGCAAGCGAGAGGUGGUGCUGACAAGGGGAGCAGAGCGGCUGGCCACCCGGGAAGAUGGAAGAAAGCUUUAUGACUACUUCAGCUCCUUUGAGGGAAUUGGAGGCUUCCAAGACCACUUUGACUGGUGGGCCAGAAAUCAGUUCUCUUCCCGGGGUGGGAAGCCUCUGUGGAUCGACCCCCAUGAUCCUGGUGUUCACCACAUCUUCAUUGACGACAACAUCCGUCUGGAUGAUGCGGAUACCAUUGUUCAUCCCCAGCCUCGGGCUGUUUCCCUGAUCAAGGAGCUCGCUCUUUUGCCAUCUGUAGCCAGCACGGCUGGUCACUCAGGCUACAUGGCUUGUCUCAGGGCAGCUGUGCAGCCAGCCCCGGGGUUCCCCCACACCGGAUCAGACAGCUCUGCGGUGUCCCUGGUGUCAGUGACAGAGCAGCACUGGGAUGGAAACAGAUUACCAGGUGGCCUUCAGCAGAGCCAUGGUAAAGAUCAGAAGGUGAAGUCCCUGUUCCCUCCUGUGCGACAGGCUGUGGCAGCCAAAGGAAGAGCUGUUGGCAGAGGUUUACCUGGGGUUGGCUGCUCUGCAGAGCCGUUUUCUUCCAGCUGUGUGGUGUGGCCCGUUCCUUAGGGGGAGGCCCAGCCACAUCUUGUGACAAGCUGGUUCUGAGCCAAAGGGGCUUUGUGGGAGGGAGGGGAAAUCUGGAGAAACCUCACCUUCUGCUGCUGGAGCAGAAACAGGACCUGCUGCCCUCUGCCACUGACCCACAGCCAGCAUGAAGGCGCCUGGCCGAGGAGGAGGGCAGGGUGCACCGCAGGGUGCAUACGCCACUGCCCAGCUCUGCGCUUGUGCCCUGGCGCCGCUGCCCGCAGAGGAUGUGAGUGCUUCUGUGCACUGCUCUCUCCCUGCAGGUGUUUUCGGAGCAGGGCAGCAGCAGCCCCAGGCACGCUCCCACCUCAGAGCUGUAUGACGUUUGCCUGGUGCAGACCGACCUGCUGGAGGCCAUUGCCGACGAGGACUAUUUCCUGCACUGCGUGAGGAGGUGUGAGGAGAACUACGACCGCUACCUGGCCCGCACGGAGAAAGACACCCCGAGCCCGCAGUGGGAUGGACAGUGAUGCCACCUCACAGGGCUGAGGGGCUCUGGACUGGGACACCCCUGGCGUGCAGGCCAAGUCCCAGGCUGGGCUCCUGCUUCGAGCUGUCCCCUCUCCGAUGCAUGACGUACCCGCUCGGUCCUACCAGGAGCCUCCAUGCCUGAGCAGAAGUGUCCUGGGAGCUUGUGUGACGGGAUCCCUGGAGGAAACGGCUUUCCUUUCCUCAGCAGCGUGGUGGGGAGCCACCCACCUGGCUGGUGGGGCAGGGGCAACGCAGGCAGCCACGCAGUGUUCACACUCCCUUCUUGCUCCCACACCGGUGGCUGGUGCAGAGCGGGUGCCGGGGUCAGCGCAGUGUUACCGGUGGCAUGCCCAAGUGCCGUUUGUGCUGUGGUGUUUUCCUUGGCAGAGCUAGCAAUGCCGUGUCACUUCUGCCUGUUUUUAAAGCAAACCUUUCUAGCUUG
Molecule: messenger RNA, 2266 nt
Organism: Grus americana (Whooping crane)
Lineage: Eukaryota; Metazoa; Chordata; Aves; Gruiformes; Gruidae
Exons: 6
Coding region: 142-1335 (397 amino acids)
Source: RefSeq, a predicted model, not a curated record